AUGGCACGCAGUGCUAAAGAUCUGCGUGACUUUAUCUGUGUGUCUAGACUGACAAUUCGCGACAGUGACGAGGAAUUGAGUGACAAUGAACUUGGAUUGCCAGAUUCAUUCAGUUCUUUGAGUCUUGAUGACAGACCUGAUACUGCAUCUCGGUACAACAGUAAAAGUGAUUCAUUCUUGCCCAAUGGAAAUGGGUUUCAGCCCCGACCACCGUCUAAAACAAGGCCAAGAUCAACAGGUGCUAAACCCAAGAAAAAGAUAACCAAGCAGGAUAAUCAUUAUCCUUCAUUGGUCACUUCACCAAUGCUGCAAAAACUAGAUUUUCCACAUGUCAAAGUUCCACUGCCUCCAGUUGGAAGUAGAGGAAAUUCAAAACCAAGCAGUAGUAAUACCAGUAGCAGUGAUGGGUCUCCUAAGGGUGCUAUGGCAGGCUACUCUCCAACAACUAAGCAAGGCAAUGUGGAUCAUAUAUUGCAAUAUCUGGAUGAAAACAUUGUUGCACAGUGGUUAUUAAGAGCCAAUCAAAUGGUCAAUGAAAUUUCAAUGUGGUGUAAUUCUAGUGAUAACUAUAUCCAUUUUGCUAAUUUUUGGUUGAAGGAUUUCCCUGAAAAUCAAAGAACGCAGAUAUUCAAUCUGGAAGUUAGCAUCCUGUAUGAUGAAAUGUCAGUUGCAUUUUCUGACGGCAUAAAAACUGGCGAAGUGAAAGACUCAGAUCUUAACCACAUACUUAUGGCAGUUUUUAGAGAGUAUCCUGAGAAAUUAUGUAGCUCAAAAGGGCCAUACCUGUUUCUCAACAUUCUAGAUACGUUGUCAUCAGAAAAGAAGGAUGAUUACAAAAAACUGCUUUCUGAUAUUAAAAUAUCAACACGAAAUAAAGAGUAUGCUCAGAUGAUGCUAGCUACCAGAGCAUUUGCCUUAAUGAACGUGUGGUAUGCAGUGAUCAACUUUUAUAGAACUAUACAAAGCGGAAGUUCCAUGGUCGGUGAUGAUGUUGCAGAAGGUGAGCAGAGUACAAAGAAGGAUGUAGCAAACAUAACGUCAGAGAGAGGAUUUAAAGCAGUGCAAUACGGUUAUAUGGAGUUUCUUUACUAUCUAAUGAAGUGCAAAAAAUUGAGUCCUUUGGAUAAAGACUGUCAUGAUAGGACGUUGAUAUUCACGGCCGUUAUGCACAACCAGUCUGUUGUACUUAAGUUUCUUCUAACCAAGGUUCAGCCAAGGAUCGAUGUGAAUGCAGCCUCAGAUACUGGUAACACACCACUACAUGCAGCAGCUAAUCAAGGCUAUGUCAAUAUAGUUGAAUUACUCAUACAAAGAGGUAGAGCCAAUGUAAAUGCUACAAAUCCACAGUGUGAGGGCGCUACACCACUUCAUCUGGCUGUGAUGCAUGGUCAUAAAGAAGUGUGCGAUGCAUUGAUAAAAGGAAAUGCUGACGUGCAUGCUAAAAUGGGUGAUUUGACACCCCUGGAGAUGGCCACAGAUAUGGGACAUGACCAAAUACUAGCAUUGUUGAUGCUGUCACUGCCACAAGAGGGUGCUGUUCAAGAUAGUGACAUCACAGAUACUGCUUAG
This is a messenger RNA of Saccoglossus kowalevskii, 1569 nucleotides long. RefSeq lists its product as uncharacterized. Gene Ontology annotation, molecular function: protein binding. The record is from RefSeq and is a predicted model, not a curated record. NCBI's taxonomy places the organism in Eukaryota, Metazoa, Hemichordata, Enteropneusta, Harrimaniidae.